Molecule: messenger RNA, 1147 nt
Organism: Ailuropoda melanoleuca (giant panda)
Lineage: Eukaryota; Metazoa; Chordata; Mammalia; Carnivora; Ursidae
Gene: MRPS18B
Product: mitochondrial ribosomal protein S18B
Exons: 7
Coding region: 78-854 (258 amino acids)
Biological process (GO): mitochondrial translation
Cellular component (GO): ribosome; mitochondrion
Molecular function (GO): structural constituent of ribosome
Source: RefSeq, a predicted model, not a curated record
CUUGGCCCUACCCGCGUCAGUUUCUUGGAGCAUGCGCAGUUGACUUUCCGGCCUUUCCUGCGUUGGGCUACGUCAAGAUGGCGGCCUCCGUAUUUCGUUGGUUGCUCAGGCGCAUUCCUAGCCUUUCGCCCUUCAGAGGUGCUUACGGAGUUCAGGUUCCCCUCCAGACUCUCUGCACCAAAGGCCCCCCUGAGGAAGAUUCUUUGCCCCCAGUUCCCAUAACCCCUUAUAAGAAUGAACCCUGGAAAUAUCUGGACUCAGAAGAAUACCAGAACCGCUAUGGCUCUCGCCCCGUCUGGGCUGACUACCGUAGAAACCACAAAGGUGGAAUACCCCCACAGCGGACUCGAAAGACAUGUAUUCGUAGAGAUAAAGUUGCUGGGAAUCCCUGCCCCAUCUGCCGGGAUCACAAGCUGCAUGUCGACUUUAGGAACGUGAAGCUCUUGGAACAGUUUGUCUGCGCCCACACAGGUGUCAUCUUCCAUGCCCCAUACACAGGGGUCUGUAUGAAGCAACACAAGAAGUUGACCCAGGCCAUCCAGAAAGCCAGAGAUCAUGGUCUCCUCAGUUACCACAUUCCUCAGGUUGAACCUCGGGACCUUGACUUCAGUACCUCUCAUGGAGCUGUGAGUGCCACUCCGCCAGCCCCCACCCUGGUUUCAGGUGACCCCUGGUAUCCAUGGUAUGGCUGGAAACAGCCACCAGAGAGAGAGCUGUCCCGCCUUCGACGGCUCUAUCAGGGCCAUCUCCGAGAAGAGAGUGGUCCCCCACCUGAGUCCAUGCCUGAGGUGCUCGUCACAUCUCCAGCUGAAGCCUCUUCCACUGAGCAGGAGAGCCCCCAGAAUGCUCUGUAGGAGCUGUAGUCUGGGAAGGGAUUAGAUAGGAAUUACACGAUGGAAUUUCGCUCCGAAGAGUUGUGUCUGUAUGUGGCCAAUGACAGGCCCAGGGCCAGAGAGAAGAAAUUAUUGCUGUUGAAGGGAAUAAAUGCUUCUGAGGCUUAGGGGAGGGCAGUACAGAUGUGUAUGUUAAACCCCAAACCCUAUGUAUUGUAAAUAGUAGAUAGGCUAAACUUGUGUUUAGUAAUUGUGUUACUUGCUUCAGAUUUCUGCUAACUUGGCUUUUCCACAAUAAAGCUGUAUCUCCUGUU